Scophthalmus maximus (turbot) is the source of this 3454-nucleotide messenger RNA. Its product is annotated as alpha-1,6-mannosylglycoprotein 6-beta-N-acetylglucosaminyltransferase B-like. Gene Ontology annotation, molecular function: alpha-1,6-mannosylglycoprotein 6-beta-N-acetylglucosaminyltransferase activity. The record is from RefSeq and is a predicted model, not a curated record. The transcript is spliced from 18 exons. Gene Ontology annotation, cellular component: Golgi apparatus. The coding region runs from base 104 to 2917 and encodes 937 amino acids. Gene Ontology annotation, biological process: protein N-linked glycosylation. Lineage: Eukaryota; Metazoa; Chordata; Actinopteri; Pleuronectiformes; Scophthalmidae.
GUAUAUUUGUAUUUCUUUCCAAUAGGUACGGUUCCAUUAUUAUUAUUGCGUGUUUUCCAGACGAAAAACGAAUCAACUUUAACGUUCCAGUGUGGACCAGUAGAUGGCGCUCUUUCUAAACGCGCCGCAGCUGAGGAGCUGCUCACGCCGUCCCUCAGUCAGCCAGUGCUCCAUCCGCUCAGACGAACUGAGCACGGUCCUGUGUUUCUCUCUAUUUCCUGGACAUUUAACCGGAUUAUGGACACAAUCGGAACCGAUUAAAGGAAAGGAGCGUGUCUCUCUCUCUCUCUCUGUCUCCGCGGUACCAGUCGGACCGAGCAGCCGCGCGCAGGACGCACGCGGUUGGAUUCCGGCCGAAGUUGUUCGCGGCUCAACGCGGGGCAACCGGGAAGUUGCUGGUUUCUUAAAAAAAAUCGCAGCUCUCCUCCUCCAAGUCGCCGCGACUCCGCCGGGAAGUUAUGGUCUUCACGCCGACCGCCGUCGCGCGGACUUGCACCAUGCCACGUGGACCCGGCGCCUUCUACGCGCGUGGAGAAUGACUGCGACCGGCGGCGACCUUUCCACUAUGGUGAGGAGAUGUCUCCUCACUUUCAAACCAUUCAGGAUCUUCGUGUUGGGGAUUGGCUUCUUCAGCCUGUGCUUUCUAAUGACCUCUCUCGGGGGCCAGUUCUCGGCCAAGCGACCCGGAGACUCCCCCUUCACCGCGCGAGCCGAAGUACUCGGUGUUCAGGAGUCUCGUGGGGUGCUGAGGAAAAUCAGUGACAUGCUGGAGGUCAUCAUGAAGAGGAUGGACACUCUGUCUAAACUGGGAAACACCACAGACACCCACAGGCUGGACGAGCUCAGCUCGGCACUAGACAGGAUUCAGCCUAUAGGGCUCGUGGAGCGCAUCCAAGCCAUAGCCCAGAACAUGUCGGACAUGGCAGUGAGGGUGGAGCAGAUCCUGCAGCGCAGCAUGGCCAAUAACAGAGCUAGGGAUGGAACGUUAGGACAAUGUGAGAUGCCUAAAGAUCCCCGUUAUCCAGACUGUCCCAGCAAGAUGGAUUGGAUGCGUGCCCGCUGGACCUCGGACCCUUGCUAUGCCUAUUACGGCGUGGACGGCUCUGACUGCUCCUUCCUCGUCUACCUGAGUGAAGUGGAGUGGUUCUGCCCCCCACUGGCCUGGAGGAACCAGACGGCCACGCCGACCCUGAAGCCCCCGCCCAAGAGACAGGCUGUUUUCCAGUCGGACGUUGGGACUCUGCUGGAGCAGGUGGGCACCGGGAAGGAAUCGCUGAGCUUCAUGAAGCGACGCAUACGCAGGCUGGCUGCACAAUGGGCGUCUGCCGCCCGCCGGCUGGAUGACAAGCUCCGCCACCACUGGAGGGAGCAGAAACGGAUUCUCGUCCAUGUGGGCUUCCUGACAGAGGAGUCCGGGGACGUGUUCAGUCCCAAGGUGCUGAAGGGGGGUCCUCUGGGUGAGAUGGUGCAAUGGGCCGACAUCCUCACCGUCCUCCAUGUGCUGGGGCACGACCUCAAGAUCUCGGUUUCGCUCAAGGAGCUGCACGGGUUUUUGGGCGUACCUCCAGGAAGAGGAAGUUGCCCACUGACGGGACCUCUGCCCUUUGACCUCAUCUACACCGACUACCACGGCCUGCAGCAGAUGAAGCAACACAUGGGUCUUUCACUGAGGAAGCACAAGUGCCACAUCCGAGUCAUUGACACCUUUGGCACCGAGCCGGCUUACAACCACGAGGAAUACGCCACGCUGCACGGCUACAGAACCAACUGGGGCUACUGGAACCUGCAUGGCCAACAGUACAUGACCAUGUUCCCCCACACUCCAGACAACUCUUUCAUGGGUUUUGUGGCAGAGGAACUGAAUGAGACGGAGAGACUGAACAUUCAGAGGAACAAGGUUAACAAUAUGGCUGUGGUGUAUGGAAAAGAAUCCAGCAUGUGGAAGCUUCAAGGGAAGGAGAAGUUCCUGACCAUUCUGCAUCGCUACAUGGAGAUCCAUGGGACGGUGUACUACGAGACACAGCGGCCGCCAGAGGUCCCUGCUUUUGUCAAGAACCAUGGUCUGCUGCCGCAGCAGGAGCUGCAGCAGCUACUCAGAAAGGCCAAGCUUUUCAUUGGAUUUGGCUUUCCGUAUGAAGGUCCCGCCCCUCUGGAGGCCAUAGCCAAUGGCUGCAUCUUCCUGCAGCCCAAGUUUAAUCCCCCCCACAGCUCUCUCAAUCACGACUUCUUCAGAGGGAAGCCCACCUCCAGGAAGGUGUCCUCGCAGCAUCCCUAUGCAGAGCAGUAUAUUGGCAGGCCGCACGUCAUCACAGUCGACUUCAAUAACACCGAAGAGUUGGACGCAGCCAUUCGUGAGAUCAUGAGGGUCAACGUGGAGCCGUUCCUGCCCUAUGAGUACACCUGUGAGGGGAUGCUUGAAAGAGUUCAUGCCUACAUUCAGAACCAGGACUUCUGUUCUCCUGAAGCUCCGUUUCCUCCAGUGAACUCAUCCAGGACCUGGCCCGGCAGCCCUCCAAGCCCUUUCAUCCUCCUACCCAACUCCAGCUUCCUUUCCUGGGCCUCCAACUCCAGCUCCCACACGUCCUGGCCUCCCCUCAGUGCACUGCGGCUUUUGGCUUCGCCGGAGGGCCAAUCGUGUGUGAAGGCGUGCCGGAGCGCAGGACUAAUCUGCGAACCCGCCUUGUAUCAUUUCAUCAACAUUAAGGAGGCCUUCAGCGCGCUGGAUUUCCAGUGUGAGGGACUGGAGUCAGAGAUGAACCACCUCUUCCCCGCCUUCUCGGCAGAGCAUGCUGAAUGUGGGCUGCAGCAGGACCCGCUGCUGUUCAGCUGCGCCGGCUCCAGCACCAAAUUCCAGCGCCUGUGUCCCUGCAGGGACUAUCGCAUCGGCCAGGUGGCACUGUGCAGGGACUGCCUAUGACCAGAGCGGCUUUUCUGAUUGUUGGCGAGAGCCAGGCUGUCGCAGGAAAAAGGCCUUUGACCCCGACAGUCUGUGGUCAAAAAGCUGCAAUUCAUAAACGAUGACUCUACUUUCUUACCUCGGAGUAGCUGCCAAAGUAGGUGAAGUGGUCAAAUCGUCUCAGGGAAAUGCAUGAUUGUACUUUGAGUCUGGUGAGUUGGAAGCCCGAGUUUCGAGGUUUACAUGGCAGCACCAGGACCGCGGUCGGUCCAAAGGUCACGAGGAAAUGUGUCACAUGAUGGAUCAGUUAGAUUAGUAAAGAAAUCGUGUGCAAUCAAAAGGAAAUCUUUGAUAAUAAAAAAAAAUGUUGCUAAUGCUUGAAUUCCACAAGUGUGUUUGCUCAGUGUUGUGUGAAAACCUACAGUAUCAUAGUGGAGUUUGGAUAUUUGUACAAGAUGCAUCCAAAGCCAUUUGCACCGUGCUGAGAUGUACUAUUUUACAUGUCCUGUCACGAAAAAAUUUGUACAUAGGUGUUGUUUAAUAAAAUAGAGGGGGAAA